AUGUAUACUCCUGAUCCCUCGACCAUGGCCCAUUCAGAGGACCCGUCCCCUCCACGGAUGGCGCAGGACCUCCCCUUGUUCGAGGUCGUUGGCAGCUCCGGAAAUCCCCUCAAACAGCCAGUGCAUGUUACAUUACCGCCUACUGCGCGGACAACUACGCGCCAGAAGUCCUUACCAACCUCCCAAGCCCAGAGCCCACUCACCUCCGAGCUCACCUCCGAGGGUCAGUUGCUAGCUCUCGAUAAUUUCUUCGGUCCAACGCCACAGCAUCCACGAUCGGUGGAUCUCGAGAAACAGAGCGCGGAACCUCUCAAUAUUUUCGCGAAUCAGAAAGAACCAGAAACGGUUUCGAAAUAUUUAUUUUAUUACGGAUUUGUAUUCCCGCCUUUCUGGCUUUUCGGUGCUUGUAUCUUAUUUGUGGCUCCCCGCUCAUCGGCAGACUCUAGGCCUGCGCCGGCCGAGGUUACAGGGGCCGGUAAUCCAAGGUCUUCGAUGUUCAGCCAGGGGGGCACUGGGAGAAGUCGACGUCUUCUUUCGUUACAUAUGCAAGUCACCGAGCGCCGGUGGAGUCUUAGGUGCCUGUACGCCUGGAUCACCCUUGUAAUUUGUAUCGUGGGUCUGAUCAUCGGGCUUUGGGCUGGCCGAGUGGGUUCGUUUGCGGAUCGUUGA
Rhizoctonia solani is the source of this 669-nucleotide messenger RNA. RefSeq lists its product as uncharacterized. The transcript is spliced from 2 exons. Lineage: Eukaryota; Fungi; Basidiomycota; Agaricomycetes; Cantharellales; Ceratobasidiaceae. Bases 1 to 669 code for a protein of 222 amino acids. The record is from RefSeq and is a predicted model, not a curated record.